This is a messenger RNA of Xenopus tropicalis (tropical clawed frog), 4606 nucleotides long. It is a transcript of the gene efcab5, whose product is annotated as EF-hand calcium binding domain 5. Gene Ontology annotation, molecular function: calcium ion binding. The transcript is spliced from 21 exons. Lineage: Eukaryota; Metazoa; Chordata; Amphibia; Anura; Pipidae. The coding region runs from base 190 to 3753 and encodes 1187 amino acids. The record is from RefSeq and is a predicted model, not a curated record.
CAGAAUGAGUUCUUCCUGCUUCCUGUGCUGUCUCCUAGCAACCUGUCCCUGCUGUUAAACAUUUUGACAGGGAACCAGGGCACUGCACAACAGCCUUUGCUUGGAACAGCAGUAACCUAUCCCUUGGCUGAGACAGUAUCAAUACACUGAUAUAGCGAGAAAUCCAGGCAUAACCAACUAAAGUGAAAUAUGGAUGCAGAAAGUGAUUACAGUGCUCACACCUCCUCCCUGGACUGUAGUAGUGAAAAACUAGAAAGCAACCCAAAAAACAAUGCCAUUCAGACUCAAGACAGAGGUGGUGACUGGAGAACAAUAUUUUUUGACAAAAUGCAAGAAAGAGGAUUAAAGCUACAACAGAAGACCUUGGAAAGUCUAAAACUCCAGCAAGCACAAGAAAAGAAAGAAAAAAAGGCAAAUCCUCCAGAUGAACAGGCCAAAGAUUGGUUUAGCCAGGAUAAAACAACUGUGCAUACCAGAGCCUACUUACUUGACAAGCUGAUGCCUUCCAUUGUACCGGGGCUGGAAGCUCUACUUAAAGAAUUAGAGAAAAGAAAGGUUCUAGAAGACAGUUCCAUUGCAUUUGAUCCAAUUAUAUAUCUUGGAGAGCAGCUCAUGAGGCAUAAUCCAGAGUAUGUUAGGGAUCUUCAAAGCAAUUCAUAUGUACAAGGGCUAAAAGAGGUUCUUUCUGAUCUCAAAGAACAGAUUUUUGAUCUAGAAUUUAACAGACUUGGUCAACUAAAGGAAGAAAUGAGGGAAGUCCAGCACCAGAGAGCACAAAUAGAAAGCAUCCAAUCCCAGGUGAAGCAUGAGAGGCGAGAAGUUCUGGCUAUGCAGUUCCAAGAAUGGACUUUGGAUGUCAGUGGAAGGAUCCCUCUUGUGCUGGUACAAAGUGCAUUAAAAUCUUUUUCGGAAGUAAUAGCUAACCUUCCAUUGGAUGAAAAAGCAGCUUAUGAAGAGGAGCUGAAGACGGUGAACACAAUGGAAUGUAUGCUAACUCAGGAAGAAUUUGUGGAGUAUGUGCAUCCAUUUAUCUGUCACUUCAGUACAGACUUAUUUCAGGAGUUCCUGCAUCAUCUCUCACAGUGUGCAGAUACAUUUCGUGAAACCAUUCGACAUGACAUCUGGAGACAGAUGUUUUCUGAUCUCUUCUUUGCAUGUGACCCAGGAAAGGUUGGCUUUCUUGACAGACAGAGAGUCCUGGCUUUACUGGAAACUUUCUAUGAAAAAACUAUUUCAGAAACUGAUGAAUGGCAGCCACGAAACCCUAGGCAAUGGCCAGUGGUUGAGCUGGAUGAAAUGGAUCCAACAGACUUUUGGGCUGACUUCCAAGAAGGAGUAAAGUCUUUAGAGGAACAAGAAGGUUCCGUUAUGGCAAUCUCAGCAACGACUCAAAUAUCAACUCCAACAGAAGGCGAUUAUCAUUUAAUAGGCCCUAUGCAAGAACAAGAUAAGCUAGAUGGAAUUCCUUCAACUGAAGGCAGUAGUGAAUCACAUCUUAUUGGUUUGCCAUUCCCAACAAAGUCAGAGGCACCUACUGCUGAAGACAUUAGGAGUAGUGACUCAUAUCUCAUUGAUGGAAAACCUUGGUCAGGAAAACUUCUGACUGCUGAUCUGGCCAUUAAGUACAGCUCUUACGGUGACAAAAUCCAAGAUGAGUGCAAUGCAGCAGCUUCUAAAUUCACAGAUUUGCACCCUAUCAUGUCAGAGAUUAACUCCCGAGGCCCAUCAUGCAUUGCAAGUGCGUUCAAUGACAGUGCAUUAAAUUUACCCCAGUUUGUACAAUUGAUGGAGACUUUCCUGGGGGAAGGGGCACCACACUCAUUUGUGGAGAAGCUUGUAUCCUUUAUACAGAAGGAAUAUGCUGAGACAGAAGAGGAGAAGGUGGCAUUGUUGUCAAAAGUUCGACAAGAUGCCUUACUGGCACGACAAAAGUUGGUGCUGCAAGCUCUCUUUGUGAAGUGGGACAAUGAUGGAUCUGGGUUUCUGGGACUAGAUGAGGUUGAGGCUCUGCUGUUCAAGUACAAGGAAGGCAUGGAAACUGAGGUGAUGGCAAGAGGAAGGGAAGCACUGAGUUCCUCCCAAUCUCAAAGGAGCAUUCAGAGGCUCUCGGCUCCUGAAUUCUGCAAAUACAUUCAGGGUGUGGUGAGGCAGCUGCCUGGUCCUGAUGAGGAGGUGUUUGAAAGCUUGGUGGAAUACCUGACAUCCAGUGUGGAACGUUCUCAGGCUGAGAAGCUGCGAGGGGCUUCCAGAAGAAAGUGGUUGCAGCAAAUCCAAGUGGCAGCUGAGACAAGUGGAGGAAAUCUGCAGCCUGUGUACAAAGCUCUGUUUCAGGCACUUUUUAAGGAUGCAGAGGCCCAUGGAAAUAACAAAAGGAUUAGUGCUAACAUUGGCCUUCUGGAGGAGAGCUCAGUUGGUGGAGGAUGGACACAGAUCAUCCGUUAUGUAGCUUGUACUGCAGAUGAUACUCCGUAUGUACUAAACAAGACCCUACAAAGAGAUAUGAAGGGUGUGAGCUUUGCAGCAGUGGAGAGCGGAAUACCACAGCAUGUGCCUCGGGUUCAGUACCACGGACACAUCCAUUUCUGGAAUACAGACCGACCAGAAGAAGAGCGCAAAGGGUCUCUUAUUGUCCUGCCUCUCAUUGAUAUGCAACAACGGGCAUUUGGUACCCUUUCCAUUGAUACAAUGAGAGAUCCCCGGGAAAGGAAUAUAUUUCUCACUCAUGAGAUCAGCUUUUAUCAGGGGGUCACCAAUGCAUUCAGUGCAUCAUAUAAUCACGUGCAACAAAUCAAGGAUAUUCUUCAACUAAUAAGCAGUGCCCUUGCCUGGAUCUACAGCCGUGCUCCCAACAUCCGCAGCAUCACCACAUACCUAAUGGAGCCCAGUGUAGAUAAGUUACAGGGUUAUGUGUUUCGCAAAAUGAUGAGCACAGAUAAUAACACAGGGCUGUCUGAAAUCUACAGCUCCCCAGCCAUGCUGCGCAGGCAGGAUAAUCUUUUCAGGGAUUACCUCUUUAAGUGUGCCGAUAGCUCAGAAGUUAUUACAACAGAUGCCUAUGGAGAGCGUCACAUUGCUGUACCUAUUCGCAACUCAGCGGGACGGGCACUUGGAGUGCUGGAUCUAAGCACUGGGCAGUGCAAGGAGCUACCUGCACACGAGUAUCAAGAUCUGCAAAAAAUGCUGCAAAUGCUGCAGGAAGCUUGCUAUGAAAUCCUAGAGGAGAACCAAUUCAGCGACACCCAGAAAAAGUCUAUCCUAGAGGCAGAGCGAGUGUCUGGGCACAGACGGGCAGCGGUUCUGUUCCAUCGCUUCAUGCUGCAGGAUCUGCGUCAGUGUGUGAGCAAACUCGACCACCAGUCUUUUGCUGAGCUCAAGAGUUACAAGGAACCCCCUACCAUGGUGCAUAGUAUCCUCAAAGCUGUGCUGCUCCUCUUCUGCCCUGACUGGGCCGAAUCAGAUGAAGUUGAAAGCUGGAAUCAGUGUAAACUGAAAGUUAACAGCGAUUUGAUCAGGAAAAUUUUAUUCUUUGACCCAACUGCCCAAUCUGUGCAGAUUAAACCAGAGAUGCUGGCCAAGUAUAUCAAAGGUAUUCCCAGGGGUGCAGUUUGGAAACAUGGCUCCAUCCCUGCUGAACAUCUAUAUAACUGGGCCUUCACCUGUCUCUCCCUAAUGGAACUUACAGAGAAAAUCCCAAAUACACAGAGUCCAUCACUGAUCACUGUGCCAGUACCAAACAGAAGUGAAAACGCUUAAACCAAGAGCAUAACCAGUUCUAUAUUUUAUCUUUUUUAUUUUUCUAGGUUAAACCAUAACUUUAAAUAGAUUCAUACAUUAAAUAGGAACAGUGUUGAUUAGAGUAACUGAAGUCACAUGGGAGGCCCUUGCAGUGCCCAGAGCAGUUCUUUGCUGGUGGGAUUUUCCACCCGGCUUGCUUGAAAACUUAUUUGAUUGAUGGGAUUUUCCUGUCAGAUAUUAUGCUCAAGUCAUAAGCUGCUAACUCUGUCCAGAGAGACCAAGUCGUCAGAUGAUAUCUGUCCAGGCGUGGGCACCUUUACAAUAACAAUGCCACAAGCAGAUUCCUCUUUUCUGAUAAACAGAAAGGAAUUCUUACCUAAAAUUAAAUUCUAUUUCUGAAGAAAUAUAAAAUAUCAAUUCACCUAUAUAUAUAUACUGUAUAUAAAAAAUUUAACUCAUGGAUAGAGCCAGGCCAAGCGAGGUAAGGCAACCUGGCCAGCCACCCUGCAUCACCCUAGGAGUGGGGGAAGCUUGCACUGGAGUGGUGAUAACAAGUGGCAGUGGGGUACAAGGGCCCAUACUAGAUUUAGGCAAAGGAAGAGGUCUGUGCCUAUGCCAGCAGCAUUUCUAGUCAAAAAGCUGAAACACCCAGCAUAGCUAUCCAGCAAUACAACUGUAUUCCAGUAACCACUGCUGUAAUAAGUAUUCCAUACCUAACCUACCCACAGCAAUGAACCAGUUAAUGCAUUCUGUAUUCCGAAUGUGCAAAACAGUGUCUUUCUCUAUGGGGAAAGAUUCCAUCUCUGUAAUAACACCUUCCAAGUAGAAGCUGUUUUUUUUUUUUUUAAUAAAAGCAAAAUUUGGGAAAUUA